CUUCAGCCGGCAUUGACAUCCCCACGGCUGUCGCAUCAACAUGGCCCUCCGCCGACAGAAUCUCUCUCCCACAGCGAACCUCCUCCGCAACUCUCGCCUCUUCUCGCUGCCGGACCCCCUCCCACGUCCUGUCGUCGCCUCUCAAGUCUUCGGCUCUGGCACCACCAAGUCUUCCGAUACCGCAACCCUCCCUUAUCCUACACACCAGGCCAUUGCUACAACUCCAAGCUCCCUUGCACGAGGUGAUUGGGGUUUAAAAAGGCCUCUACCAUCGCGAUCACAUCUCGUACAGUCGAGCAAGCCAGUCGUGAGGAUAAAGCAAUUGGAUACAAUUGAGCAUGUGACCGACUUUGAAUCAGCGAGCGACCAUGUGCGGACAAGAGAAAAAUUUAUCGAGAUGGGCACACCCAUCGUACGAGGCGAAACAGGGAACACGGACACAUCCGGUAUCAGGAAGAGCGCGUUCGAAGAAGCCGUAGAUGUCACAAAUUACGACGGUAUAGAUGCAUUAGAUGAAGCCGGGAUGUUCUUCGAACAGUUGAAGCAAAAUGCAGAUAAUAAUGCAAGCGAGAAUGAAUUCACACCCACAGCCCGUUCCCACAAAAGCCCCCCUCCACCAACCAGCAUCCGCUGGAAACAUGGCGGACCCUGGAUACCAGGUAUGAGCGACAUGGAAUUCAAAACCUAUCUCUCCAAAGAUCUUUCUUCCCGCCAGGCAGAAUUCACCCGCUAUCUCAUCCAAUGGGUAAAAGAUAAACUCUACACGCAACGCACCGCUGCAUUCCUCAACUCCUCCACCCACGCCCUCGACCCUACAGAAGCCGAAACACAAUACACUGAAAAAGAAAAAGAAUGGAGUACCUUUACCCCCUCUGACAUCUCCACCGAAAUCCGCAAUCUGCGACGCCAAUGCGCAUCCAAUCCCCUCAACUCCGACCUCUUCCAAAAACUCAUCAUCCCCUUCCUCCGGCUUCCCCCCAUGCGUGUAAAAUCUACGACCUUCUCCCCCGAUGUUCUUAAAACCCUCCGCGGGGAGAAAUUCACAGACAACACUACCCCUAUCUCCACACACCCGUCUGCGGGUCUCGGCUACCUGCGAACCAAAGCCUACAUGGCAAACCACCCGAUCCUUGGUCCCCAACGGUAUCCACCCCCCAUCCAAGCGCGCGUCAUCCAACCGCGGCAAACUGGCGUCAUGAAGGAAUCCCAAGCACGUCUCGGUGUCGCUGGUUUCGUGACGAACGAUGAAUACCGCGAUGGCGGCAAUCCAGGAAAAUCAUACAACCGUAAUAAUUCCGACGUUCAGUUCCUAGACAUCGUAACGCCUGGUGGUUAUAAACUGGAAGUUGAGCCGGAAUUCGCGGCCGUGGGUUCCGACGGUAGGGUGAACAUCAGGAUUCAAAGGAGGGUGGGGGAGUCAGUGCAGGUUAAGCGGGGAUUGUUGGUUGAUGUGCCGCCGAUGCGGGAAACCACAUCAUCUUCUGACGUAAUUAACCCGAAGAGCUUUGGGCUGGGGAAGAGUGGGAUAAGGGAGCUGGAUGCGCAGGGUGAAGCGUUCGGGGAGGCAGAGACAGAGGCAGAUAGCGUAGAUUUAGACAGGGCGACCAAGGCAUUUUUUGAGAAUUUGAAGGGCUGGGAGGAAAAGAGGAAUGAAUAGUGAGGUUACCAGAACCCCCAGCGCCUUUGUAUCCCACAAAUCCUACAUGG
Messenger RNA from Lindgomyces ingoldianus, 1707 nucleotides. RefSeq lists its product as uncharacterized. Gene Ontology annotation, cellular component: mitochondrial small ribosomal subunit. Gene Ontology annotation, molecular function: structural constituent of ribosome. The transcript has a single exon. The record is from RefSeq and is a predicted model, not a curated record. Gene Ontology annotation, biological process: mitochondrial translational initiation. Lineage: Eukaryota; Fungi; Ascomycota; Dothideomycetes; Pleosporales; Lindgomycetaceae. The coding region runs from base 41 to 1657 and encodes 538 amino acids.